This is a messenger RNA of Brassica oleracea var. oleracea, 1202 nucleotides long. RefSeq names its product ubiquitin fusion degradation protein 1 homolog. NCBI's taxonomy places the organism in Eukaryota, Viridiplantae, Streptophyta, Magnoliopsida, Brassicales, Brassicaceae. Gene Ontology annotation, cellular component: VCP-NPL4-UFD1 AAA ATPase complex. The record is from RefSeq and is a predicted model, not a curated record. The transcript is spliced from 9 exons. Gene Ontology annotation, molecular function: polyubiquitin modification-dependent protein binding. Bases 167 to 1093 code for a protein of 308 amino acids.
AAAGAAUCAAAACAAACUUUCCAAAAUCUCAGCUCCGAUCUGCUGCCUGCCUUUGACUCCUCCUUGAUAAGAAGAAGAAGAAGAAUCCAAAGCUUCUCCGAUCUUCUUCAACCUCCCAAAAACCCUAAAAUUAGAUCGUUUGCUUUUGUUUUGAUUUGUGGUGGCAAUGGAGUUUAAUGGAGAUGAUGAGUCUAGCUUCGAGCAGUGUUACCGUUGUUACCCUGUCACAUUCAUUGAAAAGGCACAUCUUGACAAGGGUGACAAAAUUAUAAUGCCUCCUUCCGCUCUCAAUCGUCUUGCUUCUUUGCAUAUUGAGUACCCAAUGCUGUUCCAGCUAAUUAACGAGUCUGUUGGAAAGACCACACAUUGUGGUGUACUCGAAUUCACUGCAGACGAAGGCAUUGUCUACUUUCCCUAUUGGAUGAUGCAAAACAUGUCUCUUGAAGAAGGAGACAUUGUGAGAAUCAAGAACAUGAGCUUGGUGAAAGGGACUUACAUCAAGCUUCAGCCUCACACUCAAGAUUUCUUGGACAUUACCAACCCUAAAGCCAUCUUGGAGACUACGCUUAGGAGCUACUCUUGCUUGACCACUGGCGAUACAAUCAUGGUUCCUUACAACAACAAGCAGUAUUUUAUCAAUGUGGUUGAAGCAAAGCCUUCUUCAGCUGUGAGUAUUAUAGAAACGGACUGUGAGGUUGAUUUCGCUCCUCCUCUUGAUUACAAAGAACCUGAAAAGCCGCAAAAACUGACUCCUCCAAAGAAGCGAACUCGCCAAGUUGAGGAGGAGGAACCAGCAAGCAAAGUUCCCAAGUUCACGCCAUUCACUGGGUCCGGAAAGCGUUUGGAUGGGAAGACACAAACAGAAUCAACUGAACAAGAAGACAAGCCAACUGUGAAGGGAAAAGAUGAUGAGUUGUCAACCCCAACGCCACCGCAAAAAUCAGGGAAGCUUGUCUUUGGCUCAAACAGCAAACAAGCUUCAAAACCAACUGUGAAAGUUGAUCCCAAGAACGUUGAGCAAGAGAGCUCGACAAAAUCUGAUGAAGCCAAGUUUAAAGUGUUUACUGGGAAGAAAUACUCACUCAAAGAUUAAGAAAAAUAGGGGCUUAUUAAUCAUCUGCUGAUGAAAUUUAUUUGUUUUUAAUAUUUCUUUUUCACAAAAAUAUUUGGUUAAUCUUUUAUGGAGUAUUCAUAUUUUUUCU